Lactuca sativa (garden lettuce) is the source of this 4583-nucleotide messenger RNA. RefSeq names its product 5'-3' exonuclease family protein (gene UVH3). Gene Ontology annotation, cellular component: nucleus. Gene Ontology annotation, biological process: nucleotide-excision repair. Gene Ontology annotation, molecular function: DNA endonuclease activity; single-stranded DNA binding. NCBI's taxonomy places the organism in Eukaryota, Viridiplantae, Streptophyta, Magnoliopsida, Asterales, Asteraceae. The record is from RefSeq and is a predicted model, not a curated record.
GUGGUAUGAUGGUUUGAAAACUGAAAUAUAGUGACGAUGUCGUUUCAGAGUCGAUGACUUUCUUGGCUUCUUUAACAGCUCUCCUACCCUCCUCGCAAGAAAUUGGCGGCAACCAUUGACGGAAUCGUUAAUCUUCGAACGAGAAUAUGGGUGUUCACGGUCUUUGGGAUCUGUUAUCUCCCGUUGGUCGUCGUGUCUCAGUUGAAACCCUCGCCGGCAAAAGACUCGCGAUUGAUGCGAGCAUAUGGAUGAUACAGUUCAUGAAGGCGAUGCGAGAUGAACGCGGAGAGAUGGUGAGGAAUGCACAUAUAUUAGGGUUUUUCCGACGAAUUUGCAAGCUAUUGUUUCUACGGACCAAACCAGUCUUUGUUUUUGAUGGUGCCACGCCUGCUUUAAAACGGAGAACCGUAAUUGCACGUCGCCGUCAGCGUGAGAAUGCUCAAACUAAAAUCCGAAAAACUGCUGAAAAGUUGCUUCUUAAUCAUCUCAAGGCAAUGCGGCUGAAAGAACUGGCAAAUGAUUUGGAGAACCAGAGAAAAAGUAACGGGGAUAAGGGCAAAGGGGUGAUCACAGACAAAGCUGACCUUGCUGGGACUACUUCAAAAACGAAUCCACCAAAUACAAAAGGUUUUGAUCAAGAAGCUUUAGAUGCUAUGUUGGCAGCAUCCAUUGAGGCGGAGGAAAACGGAGGUAUCAUAGGUGAUGCAUCAACAUCUGGUGCUGGGGUUCUUGCAGAAGAUGAAGAUGAAGAUGAAGAUGAUGAUGAAGAAAUGUUACUUCCAACACUUCAUGGAAAAGUUGAUCCUGCUGUUUUAGCUUCUCUACCACCAUCUAUGCAACUUGAUCUUCUUGGUCAAAUGAGAGAGAGGUUGAUGGCAGAAAACAGACAGAAGUAUCAAAAAGUCAAGAAAGCCCCUGCAAGAUUUUCCGAAUUGCAAAUAGAGUCUUAUCUUAAAACAGUUGCCUUCCGUAGGGAGAUACAUGAAGUCCAGAAAGCAGCUGGUGGGACAGGAAUUGGUGGAGUUCAGACUUCACGAAUAGCAUCCGAAGCAAAUAGAGAAUUUAUAUUUUCAUCUUCUUUUACUGGGGAUAGGCAAUCUCUUGCAUCUGUUGGAGUGGAGGCAAACAGCAAUGUGAAAAGCCAGAUGUCAACACAGCAUUCGUCUACAGGUUCUGUGAAUGGUGUUGAGUCAACUAAUAAGUCAAACAGCACAAUCGAGUCUUUCAUUAAUGAACCCAGAAAGAGAUUUAGUGAAGAUGUUGAGACAUAUAGAGAUGAUAGGGGACGGAUACGGGUUAGCAAGGUGAGAGCUAUGGGAAUUCGUAUGACUCGUGAUCUACAAAGGAACUUGGAUCUAAUAAAAGAGAUUGAACAUGAUAAAACUAAACCAGUUGGAAUGUUUAAUGACAGAAUUACCCAUUGUAAAGAAACAGAAUUCCCAAGUGAACUUCUUGAAAUUUCCAACCUUUCCAGUCCUUCGUAUCAGGAUCCACUUGUUUUCCCCAACAAAACAAACUUGGAAACUGUCCCAGUUAGUGGAACUUCAUUAGAGGUGUCUUUUGAGUAUGAUAAAGAGCAGCAAUUUGUAGACAGUGAUGAUGAUGUAUUUGCUAGUAUUGUGGCUGAUAAUACAUCUUCAGCAAAGCAACCUGUUAUAACCCUUUCAGAUGGUGAAUGGGAAGAGGGAAUGCCUGGAAACUCUAAAGGAGAGAAACCUGCUGAUUGUUGUGGUGAUGAAAGUGAAGUGGAAUGGGAGGAAGGGCCUUCUGGUAAUUUUGAGUUGGGCUCUGUAUGUGAAGUUGAACACAAGGAAACUGAAGUAGAAUGGGAGGAAGGACCUUCUGGUAAUUUUGAGUUGGGUUCUGUAUGUGAAGUUGAACAAAAGGAAACUGAAGUAGAAUGGGAGGAAGGACCUUCUGGUAAUUUUGCGUUGGACUCCAUAUGUGAAGUUGAACACAAGGAAGCUGUUUCAAAGGGUGAGUUACUGGAGGAAGCAGAUUUUCAGGAAGCAAUUAAACGGAGUAUGGAUGAUAUGAGGUGUGCGAAAGACAUUGAUACAUCAUCAUCAUCACCUGAAGAGUUUCAAGAUGACAAAGCAAUAGAUGCCAAUGAUUCUCCCACUGCACAGUUGGAGGCAACUACCGUAAAUGAUCCAAAUAUGAUUGAAGUUCAGAUGACAACAAAAUGUCUCCCUGAAGUUUCCAAUAAAGAUGCGAGUGAUGACUGUAAUUUUCAAGGAGAAACUGGACGUGUGGAUCUGGUGAAUCCAACCGAAGAAAGUGGAGUUGAAUUGGGUAAUGAGCAGCAUGAGGAUAAUUCUAGAGAGGAUGAUGAUGUCAUUAUCGUUGAUGGUCAACAACAUGAAGUCAAAGCUCUUGUCAUUGACCAAAUUCUGGAGACAACAAGGCCUGAAGCAACUUCUGUUAAGGAAUCAAAGUCUGACUUUGAUAUUGUGCAGAAGGUUCCCGAGGGAAGGGAUAGGAAUGCUUCUUAUGAGGAAAGGAAUGAUGAUGUCAGCAAUUUUGUUUUGAGUGACAUGAGCAAGGAACAGAUUGAAAUCACAAAGGCUAAUUUGGAGGAGGAAAUGACAAAUUUAACCAAGGAGCGUACAGAUCUGGGUGAUGAACAGAGAAGGCUUGAGCGCAAUGCAGAGUCUGUGAGUGGCGAAAUGUUUACAGAAUGCCAGGAACUUCUUCAAAUGUUUGGUUUGCCAUAUAUCAUAGCUCCAAUGGAGGCUGAAGCUCAAUGUGCAUACAUGGAACUCGAAAACCUUGUUGAUGGUGUGGUUACUGAUGACUCUGAUGUUUUAUUGUUUGGGGCACGAAGUGUUUACAAAAACAUAUUUGAUGAUAGAAAAUAUGUGGAGACAUACUUUAUGAAGGACAUUGAAACAGAGCUUGGCUUACCACGAGAAAAGUUAAUCCGCAUGGCAAUGCUCCUUGGGAGUGAUUACACAGAAGGUAUCAGUGGAAUUGGAAUUGUCAAUGCCGUUGAAGUCCUGAAUGCUUUUCCUGAGGAAGAUGGUCUUCAUAAGUUUCGUGAGUGGAUAGAAUCACCAGAUCCAAGCAUCCUUGGGAAGGUUGGUGGUAAAGAAGGGUCGAAUAAAAGGGCGAAACGGUCAAAUAGUAAUGCUGGAGAAGCUUCUACAGCGGAUCAAAAUGUUUCAAAGCCAGAUGAUGACAUGGACAUGAUGAAGCAGAUCUUCAUGGAAAAGCAUAGAAACGUGAGCAAAAACUGGCAUAUUCCUUCUACUUUUCCAAGUGAUGCAGUGAUUUCUGCAUAUGCAUCUCCGCAAGUAGACAAAUCAACAGAGCCCUUUUCAUGGGGAAAGCCGGAUCUUUUUGUUCUUCGCAAAUUAUGUUUUGAAAAGUUUGGAUGGGGUACCCAGAAGGCUGAUGAGUUGCUACAACCUGUUCUAAAGGAGUACAACAAACACGAGACUCAGUUGCGAUUGGAAGCAUUUUACACUUUCAAUGAGAGAUUUGCAAAAAUUCGUAGCAAGAGGAUAAGUAAAGCUGUGAAGGGAAUAGCAGGGAGCAAAGCAUCAAAGUUGAUAGAUGAAAAUGAGGAAGAUAAACCCAAUAGAAAGAAGAGAAAGAAAGUGAAGCUUGAAGAGGGUAAGAAUGAUAUAGAAACAGAACAGCUUAUAAUUCAAGAGGAACACAGAAAGAACAUCAAAGGUUCAGGUGUUAGAGGUAGAGGUAGAGGAAGAGGAAGAAGUCAAUCAGUAAGGACAAAUGAAAACAAUUUGGAACUUUCUGCAACAAGUUCUGAUGAUGGAAACAAUACUAAUAGUGACUACAUGCAAGAAACACAUGGUGAACAUUCAAAAGGACAGCAUGAAAUACGAAGGUCAAAACGUGUUAGGAAGUCAGUGAUACCCAUGAACAAUGAAGACUCUGAAAUGGAUGAGCCUAGAACACAAGAAGAUGUUGGAAAUGUAGAACCUUCAAAGGAGGAAGAGACACUGUUCAAUACUGCAGCUAUAGAUUCAGGUGGGAAUAAUGAUCACGAAUUCACAUUAUCAGAAAUCAGGGUCCAUCUUGAUGAGGCUGAAAAUUGGUGUCAAAAUGACGAAAACCCCCCUGAAGCGGAAUUAUCUAAUGAGUACCUUAAAAUGGGGGGUGGGUUUUGCUUGGAUGAGGACGAGGGAGAUAAGGAGCCUGGAGAAUCUGCUUGCAGCCCAACUCAAGUAUUGAAUGAACCAUCUCAUGAAGGAGGGGCAGAAGCGUCCAUUAGCCAAAAUGUGUCACAGGUGAACCUUGAAGAAGAUGAAGAUGAGAUGAGACCUGUAAGUUUCUUAUCUGGUAUUCCUAACUUGAGGAGAAAGAGAAAGAAAGUAUGAGCCAUGGGUUUAUUGUAAUUUUCGUCAAAACAUUGACCUAGGGAUGAGCUUUAGAACCGGACCGGUUUUCCUAUAUUAUAAGAACCGGGAACCGGACCACCGGUUCCGGUUUUCGGUCCCGGUUUUCCGGUUAUUUUUCAAACUAGAACCGGUUGAAAUGUUGUAGACGAUAUGUUAUCUUCCGGAGCUUGUAAAUGAUUCAAUAUUUAAUCAAAUUAUGACUUUUUACAUUCUAAA